Messenger RNA from Stereum hirsutum FP-91666 SS1, 927 nucleotides. RefSeq names its product methyltransferase. The record is from RefSeq and is a predicted model, not a curated record. NCBI's taxonomy places the organism in Eukaryota, Fungi, Basidiomycota, Agaricomycetes, Russulales, Stereaceae. Gene Ontology annotation, molecular function: tRNA (cytidine-N3)-methyltransferase activity. The transcript is spliced from 10 exons. The coding region runs from base 1 to 927 and encodes 308 amino acids.
AUGGCUCCCAAGGCCACUUCCUCCGUUCGCGACCUUCAGGAAGACAAGCCGUCAUUCGGUUCUAGGUUUCUUACAGACGAAGCAGACGUAUGGAGUCAGAACGCUUGGGACCAUGUCCCUCCUCCCGAUGACCAGGCAGAGGCCAUCGCCAUCUCGCUCGCUAAGCAGCGCAGCGCUCCUGUACCAGACGAGGACAAGCAAAAAUAUAACGCUACGCCAGCUCGUCAUUGGGACAACUUUUACAAGGCAAACGCUAGCAAUUUUUUCAAGGACAGAAAAUGGCUACAUCUCGAGUUCCCCGAACUUGUUCAAGCCGCCCAGAGCUCGGCAGGUCCGAAAACGAUCGUUGAGAUCGGAUGUGGCGCCGGCAAUUCCGUCUUUCCUCUCCUGGCAGAGAACACGAACCCGGAGCUCACUAUCCAUGCGUACGACUACUCUUCCCAUGCCGUAAAGCUGGUCCAGACCAAUUCGCUGUAUCUUUCGCCACCCUGUGGUACCAUGCACUCCGCCGUAUGGGAUCUGUCAUCGGCUUCUCUUCCAGAUGGUCUCGAGCCCGGAGCCGCGGACAUUGUGGUCCUGGUCUUUGUCCUCAGUGCCCUCCAUCCCGAUGAAUGGCCUCAGGCGGUCUCCAACAUCUACAAAAUACUCAAACCUGGUGGACAUGUCUUCCUACGCGACUACGGCCGUUACGAUCUCACACAAUUGAGAUUCAAGACUGGUCGCCUACUGGACGACAACUUUUAUAUUCGGGGUGAUAAGACCCGCGUAUAUUUCUUUGACCAGGACCACAAUGCCCCUCCGGGCUGUCCCGCACACCCGCUGUUCGCUAUCUCGCAGCUUGGAGUGGAUAGACGAUUGAUCGUGAACCGCAAACGCCAAUUGAAGAUGUACCGUGUCUGGAUGCAGGGCAAGUUUCGGAAGCUGUAA